CAAUCACCAUCGCUUGCGGCCUCCCUCCGAUCCUCCCUGAAAGCCUAUCCCUCCCCCCCCCCCCUUCCUCAAUCGAACCAAAAUUAAUAACCCCAGAAAAUGAUUUUGCAGAGAUUUCUUUGUGGCUCAUCUCGGGACGGAGUUGUGUGGUCAUUCUUUUAGUCGUGGCCGGAGGACGUGUAGCCUGGCAUUGACUCAUUGGAGGAAGGCGAAGAAGAUGGUGGCUGCAAUGAGUCCACCCCGGUGGUCGGAAAUCGGUGACGGAGGAGAGAGAUUCCUCCAGAUCCACUUUCUCUCUCCUCCCUCCCUCUCGUCUGUGCUUUUGUCUCCUCUAAUGAGCUAAACAAAUCCAGCAGCUAAAAAAAAGCUUGGUUUGGAUGCAGAUUUGAGAUGUAAAGGAGGUUGAUUUUCUUUAAUUUGAUUUAUGCAGAUUCUGGGUUUCGUUGUGGUUUCUUUAAUAUGGUGGUCAAUCUUGGUGGUUCUAUAAGGAGAAUAAAUCAAGAAUCAUGGAGGAGCAACGAUCCACUAAUAUCAACGGUCAAUGCUGUUCCAGAUUUUAAACCAACUGUUUCUGGGAUUCCACCAACUACUCCAGGAAAGAAGAGCAUGACAGGGGUGAUUGUUGGCGUUGCAGUCUCUGUCGGAGUUGUGAGCUUGCUAUUAAUAUUUGCAGUUUUAUAUUUGAGGAGAAAAAUACCAGACAAGGAUGACGAUGAAGGAAACAACUUGCAUCUUGACUGGCAUACCAGAUUCAAUAUCUUGUUGGGAACAGCAAGAGGACUUGCCUAUCUUCAUGAGGAGUCGAGGCCAAGGAUAGUACAUAGAGAUGUCAAAGAUAGUAAUAUUUUGCUUGAUGCAGACCUCUCCCCAAAAGUAUCAGAUUUUGGACUGGCAAAGCUUUAUGAUGAUGAGAAAACCCACAUCAGCACCCGAGUUGCAGGGACAAUAGGCUAUUUGGCACCGGAGUAUGCAAUGCGGGGACAUCUGACUGAAAAGGCUGAUGUAUUCGGUUUUGGAGUUGUCAUUUUGGAAACUCUUAGUGGGAGACCGAACACUGACAAUGACUUGGAUGCCGGAGAGAUUUAUCUCCUUGAUUGGGCAUGGACUCUACAUGAAAAAAAUGAGCGUUUGGGGCUUGUGGAUUCGAGACUGACCGACUUUGAUGAAGAAGAAGCAAAUAGAUUGAUAAGAGCAGCUUUCCUGUGUACUCAGGCAUCCCCAUUGAUGCGGCCAUCUAUGUCUCGUGUGGUGGCCAUGCUUGCUGGAGAUAUUGAAGUAGGUAAUGUUAUGGCAAAGCCAAGUUAUUUGACAGACUGAGAUUUCAAAGAUGUAACAGGUAGCUUCUUGAUUGAUGGUGAUACCCCCUCAACUGGGAUGACUCACCCCAACAAUCAGUCUACUGGCAUCACAACCGGUGCUAACACCGGAAUUGACCUGAUGCAGUCUCCUGUGAAUCCUAAUCUUUCAUUGCUCACUGGGAUUAUAGGAGAAGGAAGGUGAUCCAAGUAUAUUUCUUCUUCUAGCUGGUAAUAUUGUACCCUUGCUGGUUUGAUCUUCUUUGGCUCAGGUCACACUAUCCAUUCUAAGCCAUGUAUUACUCUUUGUAUCUUUCUGUCUAGUAAUGAUGCUGUAUAAGUAAAAUGAGAAACAAUUUUAGAUAGGAUCCGGUUGUUUUCACCGCUCAUAAUGAUAAGUUCUAUACAUCUGUUUAUAGUGCACUUACACUGUUGAUAAUAUGAAUCCCACAUGAGAAAAUGAAGACUUUGCUUAUGGGUUUGUAAUCAGAUUAUUAAUUAUUUUAUCAUACAUAUGCUUAAGUUCA
Messenger RNA from Rosa rugosa (rugosa rose), 1822 nucleotides. Its product is annotated as probable LRR receptor-like serine/threonine-protein kinase At1g56140. Gene Ontology annotation, molecular function: protein kinase activity; ATP binding. The coding region runs from base 460 to 1317 and encodes 285 amino acids. Gene Ontology annotation, biological process: protein phosphorylation. The transcript is spliced from 5 exons. The record is from RefSeq and is a predicted model, not a curated record. Lineage: Eukaryota; Viridiplantae; Streptophyta; Magnoliopsida; Rosales; Rosaceae.